AUGGCCUUCUCCCAGGCCGCAGCUAUUCCUGAGGUCUGGCUGACAGCCUAUCAUCUGUUGCACUUUGUAGAUAUGGAGUCAGUCACAGCAAUAUUGAGGAAGGAAAUUCUGAGAGAAACCUUACCUGAAGAACCAGAUUUAGUGGUUAUUUUAGCCCCUGGUAAUAACCUCACCAAGAGCAACACUAUCGAGCAAGCUGGCAAGGAAUUUGCCACCCUUAUCCACUCGGCACAGCAUAGGUGUAGUGCCUGGGUGGUAAUAUUAGAUUUUCCGACCCGGCUUACUGUUGACCUUGGCCUUCAAGAUCUGUUGCGUCAGGAAUACCAUCGCUGUGCAGCCCGAAUGAAGGUCCGAUACCUCUCAAUAUCUGAACACUUCCCCGUCACAUGCUCAGAACUGUGUACUGAUGGUGUACAUCUCAGUGAUGACUGUGGCAUGCCUCUCCUUGCACAGCUCAUGUGGUGUGCAGCUUACCAACAACUGUUUGCUGCACAAGAGACCAAACCAGCAACAACAGGUUUACAGAGCAAGAAACCUGGCCUCACUCCACGUCUGGUUGUGAGAGGGUCAACACCAGUAAUCAGCAGCGCUGAUCCUUUCGAGUGGGCAGAGGUGAAGCAUGGUACUACCAAGAAGGCAGCGGAGGAGCUAUUCUUGGAGAUGACUCUGUAAAGUGUUAAAACUUAAUUUGUGUUGUUUUAAUUUGAUGUUCUUUGGCAUUGGCCAAUAAAAAAUGCAAAACAAUCUGAGUGAUCAUCAGUUCGGUGCUAUUACAUUUCAA
Molecule: messenger RNA, 781 nt
Organism: Acipenser ruthenus (sterlet)
Lineage: Eukaryota; Metazoa; Chordata; Actinopteri; Acipenseriformes; Acipenseridae
Exons: 4
Coding region: 1-672 (223 amino acids)
Source: RefSeq, a predicted model, not a curated record